AUGGAGCCUCAGAUGGCUGUGUCACUGGCUUCAGCUGUCAUACAACUUGUCGACUUUUCGAGGAAAGUGGUCCAAAAAGACAAGGUGGGCAAAGUAUACAAAUCCACCGGCACCACCCUAGGAGAGGCUACACUGCUCGAUGACGCCAUCGCUAAUCUCGGCGACUUAUCACAACAACUUGAGAAGGCACGACGCGUAUACUGCAAGUCACACAUAUCCCCUGAUCAGGAAAUUGCAGAUGCGCAACUGAUAGCAUUGGUGAAGGAUGCUGGGGGAGUGGCGAAGAUCUUACAGGCCACACUGGAUCAAGCGAAGCGCGACAAUGACGUGGAUCAGCAGAAAGUACUUGCACAAGAACUACGCAGCGUUCUGAGCUUGUACUACAGUCAGAAGACGAUAUGUGAUCUUGCGGAUAAACUUGGCUCUAUUCGCAAGCAAGUAGAUGUCGCUCUGCUUGCCUCGCUCCGACAGCAUGCGGCUCAACAGCAUUCAGUCCAUUCGGAGAAAAGACGGCUUCCGGUGGACGGCAGUACAGGACCUGAUAUACUCCUGCUCCAGUCCAUCGCGCAUCACGAUUGGAAGACUACGGAGACGGUUGGUAUCUCGGCGUUUUCAGAUACAUUCGACACUUCCGUCGUAAGCAAUGAUAUCGAACGCCAUUUCGCCAGCUUGAUGUUGGCGCGCUUGCAUUUCUCUGGCAUGCACGAUCGGUACAAGGCGAUUCCUAUUGCGCACCCAGGAACCUCGCAAUGGAUAUUCGAUGCAAGUCUCGAACACCUCAACACUGAUGACUUCGACUCCUUCCCUCGCUGGCUCACAGCAACAGGAUGUAGCAAUACAUAUUGGAUCAGUGGCAAGCCAGGUACCGGGAAGAGCGACACGGAGACGGUGAUCCAGGUCUUUCAUCAUCGCUGGCAACAAUUCCUUGCUUCUGGUGGAGGUAGACGACCUUUCACAUGGCUUGAGCUGCGUCAGGCCUUCAUAACAAUGAUCUCCGCGCCUAUCACACCAAGAUCAUUCUUCAUCGCGAUCGAUGGCCUGGACGAGUUUGAUGGCAACCUGAGAGAUGUUCUUCAAUUGAUCAAGGACUUGGCUAAAUAUCCAUAUGUCAAAGUUUGCGUUGCCAGUCGGUCUUCAUCAGAGCUUCUGCGCGCAUCUGCAGGCCAGCCUAAUCUACGCCUUGAACGUUUGAACCGCCAGGAUAUCUGCAAUCACGUCACGGCCUCACUGGCAAAAUCGCAAGUAUACGUUAAUGUCAGCAAAACGGAUCCCAGUCGCGCUACGAAUCUGGUCAAAGGUAUAGCCAAGAAGGCAGCCGGUGUCUUUCUCUGGGCACACAUCGUGGUGCAAUUAUUACUUGAUGAUCUGUCACCUACAGCCCGCAUGAUCAGUCUUGUUGCUUGGCUCGAGACGAUACCAUCUGGACUAGAACAACUAUUCACCAAACUUCUCGGACGUCUGAACACGGGACAUCUGAAGCACGCGUCGGAAGUCCUCCGUCUGAUGACGAUAAAGCCACGGCCCCUUCUGCUCGAGCUAUGGUUUGCAGACGGCAACAACGAGGACGCGGCAUUGAGGGAUGAAGCCCGACCGCUGUCAGACAAUGAGAUAUCCGAGCCCAGUAUGGAAGUGCAAGGUCUGGAUUGUCAAAGGCGUCUCGUGUUACCUGGACACACCGCAUUGCGAAAAACUUUGUUCGAUCCCAACGAAUAUGGAACAUCAUACUCGAUAACACCGGGCAUGAUGCUUUCGAUCCUGAAUGGCACUGGGCCAACGGUCAACUAG
Alternaria incomplexa is the source of this 1785-nucleotide messenger RNA. RefSeq lists its product as uncharacterized. The record is from RefSeq and is a predicted model, not a curated record. Lineage: Eukaryota; Fungi; Ascomycota; Dothideomycetes; Pleosporales; Pleosporaceae. The coding region runs from base 1 to 1785 and encodes 594 amino acids. The transcript is spliced from 5 exons.